UACGAGUCGAGCUAAGGACGCGAUCGGCAGCGACGGUGGAGUAAACCGAUCGCUCGUUCAAUCUGUGAAAAUUACUCUCAUAGUGGAUGGUCGGACUUAAGUGUUGUUAGAACUGUUGUGAAUAACAUUCAGUAUGUUGACCGGCUGGCAGUUAAUAUUAUCUAAACUCUUCGUGAUACCACAAAGAUGGGUGAUGGCAAUAAUGGGGUUCCUGGCAGUGGCCAACGCGUACACUAUGAGGGUAUGUCUGAACAUAGCCAUAACGCAGAUGGUGAGGAGGCAUGCUUCAUCAUCUGCCUACGAGGAGGGUUCCUGUCCUGGUGAUGUGGAUGAAGGCCUGACAGAUACCGUGGAAAUAACCGGUUACGACUGGAGCGAAGAAACUCAAGGCAUUAUUCUAAGUUCUUUCUACUAUGGGUACAUUGUUACACAUUUGCCCGGAGGAAUGCUGGCUGAGAGAUUUGGGGGCAAAUAUUCACUGGGUUUCGGCGUUCUAAGUACCGCACUGUUCACUCUGCUAACUCCGUGGGCUGUCAGCGUGGGAGGUGCAACUGGCCUAAUUAUUCUGCGAGUUUUAGAAGGACUUGGGGAGGGCACGACUUUUCCCGCGCUAAACGCAAUGCUGGCUCGAUGGGCUCCCAUAUCUGAGCGAGGACGCAUGGGAUCAUUGGUGUUCGGGGGAGCACAAAUAGGGAACAUUGCCGGGACCUACCUCUCGGGCUUAGUCAUCAAAGAAACUGGAGAUUGGCAUUCAGUGUUUUAUCUGUUCGGCAGUAUUGGCAUUCUGUGGUUCAUUUUCUGGGCACUCCUUUGUUACAAUGACCCAGAAUCCCACCCAUAUAUUUCGGACAAUGAGAAGAAAUAUCUCGAAGAAGCUCUCGGAAGACACGGUAACAGUCAGCCUUCAGCUAUUCCCUGGAAAGGAAUUUUCAUGUCAGUGCCUUUAUGGGCCCUGGUUUGUGCUCAGAUUGGGCACGACUAUGGAUACUUCACAAUGGUGACCGAUCUCCCUAAGUACAUGACUGGCGUAUUGAAGUUCGAUAUCCAUAGAACGGGGACAUUGGCUGCAUUGCCUUACGCUGUAAUGUGGAUCAGCUCUAUUGCAUUUGGGUGGAUUUGUGAUAAAGUAGUGAAGAGGAAAUGGCUUACAGUCACUAACGCUAGAAAGACCUUCACUACUAUUGCAUCCGUUGGCCCAGGAAUCUGUAUGAUCCUUGCGUCGUACUCUGGUUGCAAUGCAGAAACUGUGGUAAUCCUGUUCACUGCUUCAAUGGGCCUCAUGGGAGCUUUUUAUCCUGGCAUGAAAGUAAACGCGUUGGAUCUAAGCAGUAAAUUCGCGGGAACCAUCAUGGCUAUCGUCAAUGGCAUCGGCGCUAUUACGGGGAUCAUUGCGCCUUAUCUUGUCGGAUUGCUGACACCUGAUAGUACUCUUGUUCAAUGGCGUUUGGUGUUCUGGAUAACGUUAGCCGUGUUCAUUGUGACAAACUUGGUGUUUGUUGCAUGGGCUUCCGGUGACGAGCAAUGGUGGAAUAACUCUCCGCAGGACUCAAGGAAGCAACUAGAACUCGAAACAGCCGCUGGGUCAGUGAACAGCGAAACUAAGACGUAAAAUAGGUAACAAGAUGAUGUCGGAACAGUUUUAGAGCUUCGUGCUUGUGUUGUGAGACUAGGAGUACAAAAUGAAAGUAUUUUAGAGACGGUUCUUUGAAUCCUCAGCCAGUGUUUGUGAUAAUAUAUAUAAUGAAUAGUGAUUGGUACGUAUAGGUGCGGAGAGGUAUUUGACGAAACAAAAUUAGGCACAGCAUUAAUGACACCUAAUAUAUUUAACGCGUUUAGCCUGUCAAAAUAUUUUGUUUAGUUUAAAAAGAAUCUGUAAAUUUUUAUCGAAUCUUUAAAAUAAUUUGCAGAAUUGUUCGUAGAUUUUAAUUCAAAAUCACCCUUUGAAACUUAAAGGCUAAGUUCAUAAGACCACACGAUACCGCGUAGAACUACUGAACGCGCAGUACAAGAUCGAAGUAAUCGGUGAGCAUCGUCUACAUAACGGCACGGUACCGCUUAGUACGGCGCGGUAAUACUUGAACCGCGAGUCACCUUUGACACCCUUUGAACAUAGAUGAAGCGACAUUAUCUCAAAAUAUUAAAUUUCGUAUUGUUGUGACACAAAUUGACGGUUCAGUUCUGAUUUAGGGAAAUCGUAUGAUGCGUAUUCACAUAACAAGAUCGAACGGCAAUUGUUGGGAGAUGCGUAUUUUGCAAAAUUUUUACGUUUGGUUGUGUUGAUAUAGAUAUAUAGAUAAAAAUAGAAUAGAUGAAGAACAAUAUUGGUGCGAGAUAAACUUCGUGCGAGUUGUCGUUGACGCGUGGCUCCGAUUCAGUUGACUGUCUAGGAAAAUUAUAGGAGAAUAGAAUCUAGAGUAAAACGUUGAUAGGAUCGGAACUUAAUGACAACAAUUUUGAAGAGCACCCAUGUUGAGUUGGGCACAGAGGUAUAGAUUCAAGCAUGUUGAUGCCAGACUGCCGCGCGUACGUCGUCAUGUGAAUGCUGCAACCGUGCGGCUUCGCGGCGUCAUAUGAACUUAGCCUAAAACUAAAUAUUACUUACGUUUAAUUAUGUUUGCAUCUAAAUAAAUAAAUUAAUAUUACCAAGUUCUAUUGAAUAUAAUGUUACAGAUGGGACCGCUUAUUUGGUACUUGGUACAGUCAAACAACAACCCUGAAACCUUUGUAGGUACUGUACAAAUUUGAUACGUGUGAUUUCUAUACUAAUUUAAAUUUGCUUCUUACAAUGGACUGAAAUGUAUGGAAUGACUAUUUUUUUUAAUUCGUAUUUAUAUUUAGUACACUUAAGAAUGGAUAUUUUAUUAUGUUACUAAUGUAGGUAUGUACCUAUACCUAGGACAACAUUAUUUGUAUUAAUUUCCAUAUUAUUAAUAGUAAAUUACUAUAGAUAAUUGUUAAAUUUAUUAUAGCCGUAGGUGUUUAAAUUUAUUAUGCUGGACCUUAUUAAUACAUCCAAUUUUAGGCCUAAACGCUCUCAUAAUCUUUAUCAAACAUCAAUGAAAAUUUUAAAGCGGUGAAUUGAAGCAAAUCCAUACACAGAUGUUUACUCAACUAUUGGAAUUUAAAAAAUAUCCCGAUUUUAAUCGAGUUUUAUUCAACGUGAAUCGCUGGGCAGCAGACAUUAAAUGGUCUUUGUCGCAACAAUUUUUUUUUUCAUGCAAAUGAGGUCUUAAUGUUUUAUAGUGACAAUCGAAAAUGAAUGUUUAUAAAUAGAAAUACGAACCCACAUCGACAAAUGAUAUGAUAAUGUCACUAGAAUAAUUCAAUAUUUCUCAUGCGAAUGAGGCCUUAAUGUUAAUUUGUUACAAUCAGAAAUGAAAGUUUAUAAAUGGAUACUAACACACGUCGACAAACGAUAUUAUGACGAGAAUAAUAAUUCAGAUAUAUUCAUUAUACCUUUGCCUUUAACCUUUUAUUUUUUUGAGAUAGUUUAAGCUUGUUGAUAUAAAAGUAUCUCAAAAUAGUUAAAUGCGGAUACAUACCUAAUACGUCUGCUAUUAUGGCGCGCUGUUACAAUAAAUUGACUUCAUAUUUUGUAAAACAAAAAUAAUGUCUUACUUGAAAAAAUUACGAUAGAAAAAUAUCGAUGUAUGAUUAUUGUACAGUAAUAAUAUUUGUAAAAAAAAAUUGUUUGUUACUGACAUGCAGAAACCCUAUUAGCUAUAUUUGUUGAUACAUUAAUUGUUAUAAGCCUGUUAAAUAUUUUUUAAUAUGACUGGUUGUUAAAUAGGCCAAUUUAUUAUAUGUUUCAAGUUUUCUUUUGUCCAGAAUACAAAGCUAAAAUAGUACUGCUAAUUAAAAAAAAAAGAGUGUGUGUACUUAUGUAUGCACACAAGAAGUUAUACUUCUUUGUCCUAACGAAGCAAAAAUAAUUUAAAUGAUUUAUUCCUCGUGUUAUUCUACGUUUUUAGAAAGAACAAUUUUGUAAAAAUCUUGCAAAGAUGGCUUUGACAAUAAUUAAUUUUUAAAUAAUGAAUACGGCUGUAUCGGCUUGAAACCUUUGCCUGUCCUAAUAAUGGACGAAGAAAUCAAAAAAAUAAAGAAUGACGCAAUCGUAAUAAAAUUUUAGGAGCCAACUUCAACCUGUUACUUUUAUGUUACAGUGAUGCGCGCGCAUCUUAAAAUUUCUACAUAACGCGCCUUAAGAUGUAUAACUUCAAAAAAUGAGUGAAAUCAAUAAACAAGAGGCUGUGAUCGAAUUUUAUUAAGACUUCAUUUUUCACACUUUUAUUAUGAGUGCCAUUGGAGAUCUGAAUAAUUGGAAUUUACAAAUUUAAUACAUUGAUGUACAUAUUGUGUCUGUAACUAUGUAAUGUUAUUGUAUAUUGUUUAAAUAAAUAAAUAAAAUCACA
Molecule: messenger RNA, 4412 nt
Organism: Leptidea sinapis
Lineage: Eukaryota; Metazoa; Arthropoda; Insecta; Lepidoptera; Pieridae
Product: putative inorganic phosphate cotransporter
Exons: 8
Coding region: 134-1609 (491 amino acids)
Biological process (GO): monoatomic anion transport; transmembrane transport
Molecular function (GO): transmembrane transporter activity
Source: RefSeq, a predicted model, not a curated record